UUCUCCCCUCUCCUCUCCCUCUCCUUCCCCUCCCUCUCGUCAAAGCCCCCCUUUCAAGUUAUGUGAAAACCAAAACUUUAAAGUUGUGUCAGUUAGUGGGAGUUUUAAAUACAAAAAACGUGAGAAGUGAUGGUGAAAAUUUAAAAAAAAAGAUUGAAUCGAGACACUUAACAUAUAUAAUUUUUCAAUAUUUAAAGAACAAAGUAUGCGUUCUUUGGAUUAAAUUAAAUUGAGUCUAAGAAAAAAAUAUUUUUUUUAAAUUUGCUGUUUGACUGGAUAUAUUAGAUUGAAACGAGAGGAGAAAAAUGACUGAGGAAAAAAUGGCAAGGAAGAAAUGACUGACCAUUUCGUACAUCACCUUGAACACAGACUGGGGGAGGGGAGGGAAUAAGUACCCUUAUUUCCCUACCCGUUCCAUUCCCGAUAUUUCAGGGAUGGGACGAGUUGGGAAAAAGCCGAGUCGAGUUCUGGAUAGGGUUUUAUAAAUUUUCAAAGCAUCGGGUUUCGGUUUCCAAUCGAAAAUAUGUCCGGGUUUCAGGUAAUCUGUCACCUCCCUUAUGUAAUGGUAGCCACAGCAACAAGCGAAUUUUUGUUUAAUGAAAAGGAAAGGUCAAAAAACUUGAUAAACAUGGACUUUACUUUUUUAGUUUUUAUAGAAAGAAUUUCAAAUUUAGUAAUUAUGAUGAAAUGUUAA
Meloidogyne enterolobii is the source of this 694-nucleotide messenger RNA. Lineage: Eukaryota; Metazoa; Nematoda; Chromadorea; Rhabditida; Meloidogynidae. The record is from the annotation of a GenBank genome assembly.